UUGAAAUUUUGCAGGUUUCUGCCGAUAAAUUGCAGAAAGGGAACCGAUUUGCCAAUUACGCAGUGAAGCAAGAACUCGAGUGCUACAAAGAGGUAUAUUUAAGGUCCAUAUUCCGGGCGAAAUUCGACCGCUAGCUUUGCGCAACUCUGAUUGCGGGGAUGCCGUGAGCCAAGGGCACCAACCAACCACGUUUGGAGGAAAUUCACACCACGCAUUCGAUUACACUUUGCCCCUUUCAUGCGCUUUCGUUCACAAUUCACGCUAGACGGCUCAGCGUAGCCAUAAAUAGCGCAUCACCAACCUGCCACGCCAGAGCAGCUGUGGAAGAAGAAUGAUGAAGAAGAAGCCGCACCGAUCGGCUGCGUUCCAAAAUGCUCUCUGCUGGUAACAGCGUACCGGCCAACGGCCGAGGAUCAUCGACUCCGUUUCAUGAUGAAGACUCAAGCUAUAAAGUCGUCCUGCCACGUCUUCCAACCGGUAACGAUGUUUUGAAUUCCGUUUUCCUUCAUGCCGACUUGAGUGGUAGGUCGUACCGUGCACUAGACUUCCGUGACGCGCUGCUUAAAGUAGUGAGCAUAGCGGACAUUAUUGGAGUUGGCCAGUAUCAAAUGAGCCAUGUAUGGAUGGUUACGUGUGCAAACAGCAUGGCGAAACAGAAACUCAUCACUUGUGGUGAGCUCCGUGUAAAAGGGCUGAAGUGCAUGGUGCUAGAUCCGGAGACCAAGAAUAUUAGGCUGAAACUACUUUGGCUUCCGCCUCAUCUUGAAUCGCGACGUGUUGAAGAGGCGUUCCAAGCUUACGACGUUGUGAAGUCCGUUGAAAGAGAGGCAUGGAGAUGUGCAGGAAUGGAACAAUGGAUGACAACAAAUAGAGACGUUGCCUUGGAGCUCAAGGACACCAUCACUGUGAGCUCAAUACCACACCUUAUGUCAAUCUAUGGCCACCAAUGCCUCGUACUUAUUCCCGGUAGGCCUCCACUGUGUCUUCGGUGCAAGCGAGUGGGGCAUGUACGACGACAGUGCAAAACACCGAGGUGCUUGCAAUGCCAGCGUUUUGGUCAGUCGUCGGAUAGCUGCGUGUCGACUUAUGCCAACAAACUCCGUUCUGGCCAAGGCACAGAAGACCAACGUCUCGAUCAUCUUAUGGAUGUCACUGAGGUAGUUGAUGCGACAGGAGAAGCAGCGGGAGGAGCAGAAGGUGCCUUAAAGGAAGCGGAACACUUGUCCAUGGAUACCCUUGGCACGCAAAAUAACACCUCUAACGACGCCAGUGAAAGCAUAAAUGAAUGCAAUGCUGCUGACGAACACCACUUGGAAGGCCUUAAGGACAAGCCUCCUGACAAUGAGGAACAAGAAGGAAUGGAUUGCAGUCAGACAAGGAAGCGUCAGGCACCGGUCACCGAUGAAGCAACAACGAGUGCGCCAGACACGACAGAGCAACUGUCUUCGUGUGGUCCACGUGUCACCUUCUUUGGGGACCGAGAGACGCGCCGCCUAUGCCAGCGUCCUGAGGAAAGUGCUCCUAAAAAGUGCAAAGGAGGUAAAGCCACAGGUUGGCCUGUGGCUAAAGGUGACCUACAAAAGUAGUAAGAUAUCAAAAUGGCUACCGCGCUAACGUUUCCCAUGUGUGUAGCGACACUCA
This is a messenger RNA of Rhipicephalus microplus (southern cattle tick), 1641 nucleotides long. RefSeq lists its product as uncharacterized. Lineage: Eukaryota; Metazoa; Arthropoda; Arachnida; Ixodida; Ixodidae. The record is from RefSeq and is a predicted model, not a curated record.